This is a messenger RNA of Candida albicans SC5314, 2535 nucleotides long. It is a transcript of the gene SET2, whose product is annotated as histone methyltransferase. The transcript has a single exon. The record is from RefSeq and is a predicted model, not a curated record. Gene Ontology annotation, molecular function: histone H3K36 methyltransferase activity; protein binding. Lineage: Eukaryota; Fungi; Ascomycota; Pichiomycetes; Serinales; Debaryomycetaceae. Gene Ontology annotation, cellular component: chromosome; chromatin; nucleus. Gene Ontology annotation, biological process: regulation of DNA-templated transcription. Bases 1 to 2535 code for a protein of 844 amino acids.
AUGUCCAAUAACAACUUUCAAGAGAGUUCUAAUAACACUAGCCUGCCUUCUAAACGAUCGACACCAAUGUUGUUUCUUGAUGCCGAAAACAAAACUCAAGAAGCAUUAACAACUUUUGAAUUACUAAAUGCAUGUACAUAUCAAAACAAAUAUGUUGGAUCGGCCAACGUCACCACUACUGCCACUACCAGUACUAAAACAUCUAACUCAACCCUGACUAAAUCUCAUCAACAACAACAUCGUCGGAAACUUGAAUAUAUGACAUGUGAUUGUGAAGAGGAAUGGGAUAGUGAAUUACAAAUGAAUUUAGCGUGUGGACCCGAUUCUAAUUGUAUUAAUCGAAUUACUUGUGUUGAAUGUGUUAAUAGGAAUUGUUUAUGUGGGGAUGAUUGUCAAAAUCAACGAUUUCAAAACCGUCAAUAUAGUAAAGUCAAAGUUAUUCAAACGGAAUUAAAAGGUUAUGGAUUAAUUGCUGAACAAGAUAUUGAAGAAAAUCAAUUUAUUUAUGAAUAUAUUGGUGAAGUUAUAGAUGAAAUUAGUUUCCGUCAACGAAUGAUUGAAUAUGAUUUACGACAUUUAAAACAUUUUUAUUUUAUGAUGUUAAGUAAUGAUUCAUUUAUUGAUGCCACGGAAAAAGGGUCAUUAGGUCGAUUUAUUAAUCAUUCUUGUAAUCCUAAUGCAUUUGUUGAUAAAUGGCAUGUUGGUGAUCGAUUAAGAAUGGGGAUUUUCGCUAAAAGGAAAAUUUCCCGUGGUGAAGAAAUUACAUUUGAUUAUAAUGUUGAUAGAUAUGGAGCUCAAUCUCAACCAUGUUAUUGUGGUGAACCAAAUUGUAUAAAAUUCAUGGGUGGGAAAACUCAAACUGAUGCUGCAUUAUUAUUACCACAAAUGAUUGCUGAAGCAUUAGGAGUAACACCAAGACAGGAAAAAGCUUGGCUUAAAGAAAAUAAAUCAAUUAGAAAUCAACAACAAAAUGAUGAAUCAAAUAUAAAUGAAGAAUUUGUUAAUAGUAUUGAAAUUGAACCAAUUGAAAAUCAAGAUGGGGUGACUAAAGUAAUGUCAGCAUUGAUGAAAACUCAACAUCCUUUAAUUAUUAAAAAAUUGAUUGAAAGAAUAUUUCUUAGUAAUGAUCAAGAUGAUAUUAAUGUUAUGUUUGUUAGAUUCCAUGGAUAUAAGACAAUAUCAACAAUUUUACAAGAUUUAUUAGUGGCCAAGAAUAGUGGUAAAGAAUCAGAAACAACUGAUAACAACGAUAUCGACAACUCUACUGGAGAUGACGAUCAAGAUAAAGAUGAGUUGAUUAUUAAGAUUUUGAAAAUAUUGGUGAGUUGGCCAGCAGUUACUAAGAAUAAAAUAGCUUCAGCUAAUUUAGAAGAAGUUGUUAAAGAUAUUCAAACCAAUAAUGAAAAUAGUAAUAAUAAUGAUGAAAUUAAUCAAUUAUGCACUAGUUUAUUAGAUAGAUGGUCAAAAUUAGAAAUGGCUUAUCGUAUUCCUAAACAAGAGAGUGUACCUACCAACAAUGCUGCUGCUGCUGCUACAACAACUGCAACUGCCACCGGCACCACUACUUCAGCAUCUCCAUUUGAAAGAAUAUCAUCUCAUACACCAGAAGUAGGUGGUACCAAUACACCAUCAUCAACCUCACAACAACAACAACAACAAAAUUCACGAGAUGCGGGAUUACCAGAAAAUUGGCGUAGUGCAUUUGAUAAAAACACUGGUGGAUAUUAUUAUUAUAAUCUUGUUACUAAAGAAACUACCUGGGAAAGACCUUUGGGUUCAUUACCAUUAGGACCAAAACCACCAAGUGGACCAGGCUUAAAAGGUCGAAUUAAUAAAUAUAAUGAAAUUGAUUUAGCUAAAAGAGAAGAAUUAAGAAUUCAAAAGGAAAAAGAAAUGAAAUUUAUUGAAAUGCAAAAUCGAGAUCGUAAACUUAAAGAAUUGAUUGAAAUGAGUAAAAAAUCAAUGAAUAACAUUGGUGGUAGUAGUGGUACUACCAUUACUGCUGCUACUAUUAAUGGUUUAUCUGAUAAUGGUGGAAAUAACAAUGGGAAUAUUACUGGUAUUUAUGGAGAUGAUAAACACUCAAAGCAUCAUCAUCAUCAUCAUGAUAAGCAUUUGAAAAAUGGUCCUAGAAAUACCAGCACCAGCAGUAGUAGUGGUAAUAAUGUUGAGAAAAUUUGGAAACGAAUAUUUGCUAAAUAUAUUCCUAACAUUAUUAAAAAAUAUGAAUCAGAAAUUGGUCGUGAUAAUGUUAAAGGAUGUGCCAAAGAAUUAGUUAAUAUUUUAACACAAAGUGAAAUCAAGCAUGGUAAUAGUCUACCCUCAUCAUCUUCUUCGAAUGGUUAUAGUAUGGAAUUGAGUGAUAAAAAAUUGAAAAAAAUAAAAGAAUACAGUCAUGGAUAUAUGGACAAAUUUUUAAUUAAAUUUAAUAAUUCCAAAAAACACAAAUCUACAAUGGGGAGUAAGGGAAGUGAUAAUCAUAAACGAAAGCAUAAUGGUGAUGGAGAUAAUGGAGUAAAACGUAGUAAAGUAUAG